AUGAAGGUCGCAAUUGUAGGAGCCACCGGUGAAACGGGACAGUCCAUCGUGAAUGGCCUCCUCGAGUCGCCAGCGAAAUUUGAGAUCACGGCGCUCGUCCGUGCCGCGUCUCUCCAAAAGCCAGCCAGCCAGAAGCUCCAGGAACUUGGUGUCCGCCUCGUCGCCACUGACAUCUCCGGACCCAGAGACACUCUGGUGGCAACGCUCACCAGCAUUGACGUGAAAGAGGAUGUUUUGGACCAUGUCAAGAAGAUAUGGCUCCCUUUCACCGCCAUUGAUGUCGGCUGGUGGUUCCAGAUCAGCACACCGAGGCUGCCCUCGGGCCGGUUCGACUACGCCCUCAGUGCGCCCAUGGACGGGAUCGUAGACGGUGGGGGCGUUGCUAUCGCGAUCACCCACUUGAGGGACGUGGGCAGAUAUGUGGCCCGCAUCAUCAGCGAUGAUCGAACUCUGAACAGAUCCAUCUUCGCUUAUAGCGAAGUCAAGACCCAGUGUCAGGUCUUCGAUGCUGUCGAAGCCAAGACUGGUGAAGCGCCAGAGCGCAAGAUGAUCCCUGCCGAAGAUGUUGUCUCAAAGGCGAACGAAGCCGAGCAGAAGGUCAAAGCGGGAUCCAAGGAGAUGAGUGACCUGGUGUCGCUCUGGACGUGGCAGUACAGGCUUUCGUGGGGCGUCCGUGGCGACAACAACCCCGAAUACGCAAAGUACCUCGGAUACCUCGACGGAAAGGAGCUAUACCCUGACUUUGAGUUCACCACGUUUGACCAGUACCUUGACGAGCUGCUUGAAGGGAAGGGCAGCAAGGUGUACGCUUAUUAUGACAGCCCAACAUGUAUCAGCACCUGA
Molecule: messenger RNA, 843 nt
Organism: Emericellopsis atlantica
Lineage: Eukaryota; Fungi; Ascomycota; Sordariomycetes; Hypocreales; Bionectriaceae
Product: isoflavone reductase
Exons: 4
Coding region: 1-843 (280 amino acids)
Source: RefSeq, a predicted model, not a curated record